AUGGGGAAAAAAAACAUUGCUGCAGUAGUUUUAGACAAUGGCUCAGGGUCAUGCAAGGGGGGACUAGCAGGUUACAGCUCCCCAGUGUCCAUCAUCAGUUCUGUAGUUGGCCGACCACAUCUGAAAUCUUCAAUACUGGGAGCUGAUCACAAGAAUUACUAUGUAGGAAAGGAAGCCCAGGCCAGGAGAGGGGUCCUGAGCUUAACCUAUCCAAUGGAGCACGGUGUAGUUACAUCCUGGGAUGACAUGGAAAAAGUCUGGCGGUAUAUGUAUAAAUAUGAAAUGCAGAUUAAAUCCAGAGAAAGACCAGUCUUAGUAACAGAAGCUCCCUUUAACCCAGUGCAGCAUCGUGAAACAAUGACUGAGAUACUGUUUGAGCAUUUUAGGGUCCCUGCCAUGUAUGUUGCAGUAGAGGCAAAACUUGCCCUCUAUGCCGCCGGUCGCACUAAUGGUAUUGUCUUGAAUAGUGGAGAUGGUGUCACCUAUGCUGUGCCUGUUUAUAAAGGGGAGUGCUUGCUGUACCCUGAGUGUCGUCUGGACGUCGCAGGCAGAGACAUCACAGAAUAUCUCAGGAUGCUGCUUAUGGAGACCGGUCAUUCGUUUGCGAGUUCUGCUGAGAAAGAGAUUGUAAAGGACUUGAAGGAGAAGCUUUGCUACGUGGCCCUAAAUCCUGAGCAGGAAAUGAGAGCUGAACAGGCCCUAAAGGAAUAUAAACUGCCGGAUGACAACACGAUCCGCAUAGGCAGCCAGCUGUUCCGUGCCCCAGAAAUUCUCUUUAAUCCAGCUAGCAAUGGCAGUGACGCACCUGGAGUGCAUGAGAUGCUGCUUAAUAGCAUUGCAAAAUGCAGCUGGUAUGUGCGGCGCAGACUUUACGGCAACAUCCUGUUAUCAGGAGGCUCUACCCUGUUUCACGGAUUUGAUGAACGAAUUUUAAAGGAGAUGCGACGCCAGGUACCAAGUAGCUGUAAAGUCACCAUCAUAGCCCCUCCAGACAGGGAAUUCUGCGUGUGGAUUGGGGGGUCAGUGCUUGCAAGUCUCAGCCAGUUUAGGCGGAUGUGGGUCACCUCUAAGGAGUAUGAGGAAGUUGGUCCAACAGUGACGGACAGGAAAUGCGGCUAA
Messenger RNA from Bombina bombina (fire-bellied toad), 1119 nucleotides. Its product is annotated as actin-1-like. Bases 1 to 1119 code for a protein of 372 amino acids. The transcript has 2 exons. The record is from RefSeq and is a predicted model, not a curated record. Lineage: Eukaryota; Metazoa; Chordata; Amphibia; Anura; Bombinatoridae.